This is a messenger RNA of Callithrix jacchus (white-tufted-ear marmoset), 3942 nucleotides long. It is a transcript of the gene TSPYL1, whose product is annotated as TSPY like 1. NCBI's taxonomy places the organism in Eukaryota, Metazoa, Chordata, Mammalia, Primates, Cebidae. Gene Ontology annotation, biological process: nucleosome assembly. The record is from RefSeq and is a predicted model, not a curated record. Gene Ontology annotation, cellular component: nucleus.
AUUGCUAAAGACAGAUGCCUCAUUAGAGCCAAACAUUCCUAUCUUACUUAACUAAACAUAAUAAAUUAAGUUUAUGGGGCCGGAAAUAGUUAUCAUUUCUUCUUUCUUGCAGUGAGGAGGCAUGGAACAACAUUUAGCAAAUUGAUCCUGGCUUAAUUCCUACCGAUAUUAUGCAGCACAAACUCUUAUUUGAUGGAGAUUAUAAAUCGAGAAUUAGCAAUGAAUAAUACGCAUCGCUUUAGUGGUAAGAAGCUGCUGAGUAGCUUCCCCCCACCCCCAGUAAUGGUAAAGGCUAGACUUUAUAUUUUUAUGUCACUUUUACUAAGAAGGGGAGAAACAUUUUGCUAUUCAUCUUAGAGAAGCUUUUUGCUCCUAGUUACAUGGAGUAACACGGAAUAGAUUUGCCUUCCUGCCUUGAAAAAAGUGAAGACCGGAAAAGCAUUUGUUUUGAGACACUUAAGAGCAGGCACUGUUAGGGCUGUGAUUCUACAACUGCUCUCACAUGCUGGGGGCAGUCUCCAGAUUCAUCUCAAGGUGGGUCGUCACAGCUUCCAAACUAAGGACGAUCUACAUUUCUUUACGUAGGUAAAAUGACUGUUGCUAUGGGUAAAUUCACAGAAGUAAAGCCCAGAGAAUCCGGUUGGCUGGCUGGAAGAGGCGGAACCAAUUCCGGGCUCAGCAAGGUCUCGCGAUACCGUGAGAUCUGCAGGCCUGACGACACCGCCGCAGAGACUUCCCUCAGACCCGAGGGUGGGCGGUGCGAGCGGCAGUUACCUCCGAGCGCUGCUUCUCUGAGGAAAACGGGCGUUGACCUGAGGUCGGUCCGACUGUGACCAACAUGAGCGGCCUGGAUGGGGUCGAGAAGACCCCUCCCGUUCAAACGCACAGCAUCCCUAUUUCUGACGACGUCUCGGGCGACCCGGACGCACGCCAGUGCCUGAGGCUCCGCGACAAAAGCGAGGCGACACAGGUGAUGGCGGAGCUGGGUGAGGGAGGCUCGGAGACCGUCGCGCUCCCGCCCCCGCAGCCUUCAGAGGAAGGGUGCGUACCCCAGGAUCCCGCGGGCCGUGGCGGUACUCCCCAGAUCCGAGUUGUUGGGGGUCGCGGUCAUGUAGCGAUCACAGCCGGGCAGGAAGAGGGCCAGCCUCCUGCCGAGGGCCUGGCAGCCGCUUCUGUGGUGGGGGCAGCGGACCACAGCCUGAAAAAGGGCGUUCAGGAUGGAGAGAAGGCCCUAGAAAUCUGUGACGCCGAGAGGUCCGCGUCGGAGCUGACGGCGGGGGCGGGGACGGAGGCUGAGGAGGUGAAGAGAGGAAAGUGCGCCACUGUCUCAGCAGCCGUGGCUGAGGAGGAGAGGGCUGAGGUGGUGGUGAAGGAAGGCCUGGCGGAGGAGGAGGUAGUGGAGGAGCAGAUGGAGGUAGAGGAGCAGCCGCCAGAAGGUGAAGAAGUAGAGGCGAGGGAGGAGGAAGGGCCGUGGCGUCUGCAUGAGGCUCUCCGCAUGGACCCUCUGGAGGCCAUCCAGCAGGAACUGGACACUGUGAAUGCUCAGGCCGAUAGGGCCUUCCAACAACUAGAGCACAAGUUUGGGCGGAUGCGUCGACACUACCUGGAGCGGAGGAACUACAUCAUUCAGAAUAUCCCGGGCUUCUGGAUGACUGCUUUUCGAAACCACCCCCAGUUGUCCGCCAUGAUCAGGGGCCAAGAUGCAGAUAUGUUAAGGUACAUAACCAAUUUAGAGGUGAAGGAACUCAGACACCCUAGAACUGGCUGCAAGUUCAAAUUCUUCUUUAGAAGAAACCCCUACUUCAGAAACAAGCUGAUUGUCAAGGAAUAUGAGGUAAGAUCUUCCGGCCGAGUGGUGUCUCUUUCCACUCCAAUUAUAUGGCGCAGGGGGCAUGAACCCCAGUCCUUCAUUCGCAGAAACCAAGACCUCAUCUGCAGCUUCUUCACCUGGUUCUCAGACCACAGCCUUCCAGAGUCCGACAAAAUUGCUGAAAUUAUUAAAGAGGAUCUGUGGCCAAAUCCACUGCAAUACUACCUGUUGCGUGAAGGAGUCCGUAGAGCCAGACGCCGCCCACUAAGGGAGCCAGUUGAGAUCCCCAGGCCCUUUGGGUUCCAGUCGGGUUAACGUUUGCCCUUGGGAAUACUCCUGCACAAGGUCUCCUACCACCACCUGCUGGACCUGUGCUUGGGCAACAGAAAUGGUAUGCCUUCUACUGUGUUUUGUUUUUGCUGACUUUUCUGCACCCUCUUUCCUUUGGAUAUUCACUUCUCUCAACCUCAAGAUUGAGACGGUGGUGGGUAUGCUUCUCCACUUCCAUGCUGUUCUGGAAUAUCACAUGCUACGACGCCAUCCUUCAGACUACUAAGCCAAGCAAAUGAUACUGUAGUUGGUACUGCCUUUAUUGGUACUGCUUGGACCCUGUUAAUUCCCAGGGCCUCUGAACUGGUUGCUAUCACCUGGAUUUCUAGCUUUGGGAGCCUAUUCUAUCUACUUAACACUGCAUCGGGCAGUAUGGGCACAUGGCCUGUGGACAGUUACUGAACGUUAAUGAACUCAGAGGAGAAAAGCAGUGGAGCUACUUGUUCUGUGUGAUUUAUGGUACUUCAUUGUUCUUCCUUCACCUCUAAUCACUCUGUUGCUACCUGCCCUGCUUUGGCUGCUGCCAAGGUCCCUCUCUCCCUCUUCCUUUUUGCUCCUAUUUCUCUUUUUCCUUUUUUUGAGACGGAGUCUUGCUAUGUCGCCCAGGUUGGAUCUCCGCCUGCAACCUCCGCCUCCGGGUUCAAGCGAUUCUCUUGCCUCAACCUCCCGAGUAGCUAGGACUACAGGCGCGUGCCACCAUGUCCGGCUAAUUUUUGUAUUUUUAGUAGAGACGGAGUUUCACCAUGCUGACCAGACUGGUCUCAAACUCUUGACCUAGUGAUCUGCCCGCCUCAGCCUCCCAAUCCUGUCUCUUUAAAAAAAAAAAAAAAAAAAAAAAGUAAAAGCUUGGAAAUAUUUGUAAAAGCAAACUUUAGUUUAUUUUGGCUCUGUCAUUUUCAGAGACAAAGAGGUUGUCCUGUAAAAUACAGCUCUUAUUGCUCCCCCCACGCCCCCUUCUCUCUUCCCAACUUUCUAUCCCUUUUAUCAACUCCUAGAAUACUUAAAGGGAGACACAUCUGGAUGGAAUGAAAUGUGAGAUCUAGUUUAUAACGGAUGGAAGAACUAAAGAGAUUGUGAUGGGUGCACUAAGCAGGGAAAACUGAACAAACGGCUAGAGGCAUGGGCCAGGUAAAAAUUGGGCCUAGAAUGAAGACUGAGCUGAGGAGGAAGGAGUACUUACUCCCCAGUGGUGAUGAAUGGAGAAAUACUUUUCUCAGGAUAGUUAAAGGAUAAUUGAAGGGGUUAAAGUGUUAAAUUGUUGCCUAGACAAGGGUUCUUUAAAGAAACACAGUGCAACCUUGAAUGCUUGCUUUCUUCUUUUGUGACCGAAUUUAUGUGGAAGAUUGUUAUUUUACUAGGAUUUUGUAAAAUCUUAUUUUUUUGGUUCUGCUUAUUGUGAAAAUUGAGCUGUACGUUCUUUUGAUUUCACUUGGGAACAUUUGGAAGAACAAUAGUCUUACUUUCCUGUACAAUAUAGAAACAUAUGAAUACUUAUAAUAGUUUUCAACUUGUUCUUGUUUCUGUUAAACUAUAUUCCUAGAAACAUAGUUUGAAUAACUUGGUCUUAAGCUUGUCAAAUUGCCUUUAUGGAAAAAUAAUCUACAAAAGUGGUUUAAUUGAUUGUCUUUGUCUUACAUGAUAAUUUUUCCUGGUAACAAUUUUUGUUAGUAAGUGAUGUGUCUUUUUUCCUAAAUCGCUUUUAAAUACUGUGAAAUUGCUCUGACAAAUUGGAAGUGUACCAUUGGCAUAUUUGUCUUCUUUUUAUGCGUGAUGGUAAAAUAAAAGCAUGUUGUUCUGCCAGA